CUCUGUGUGCUGGGCCCGGACAACUCUGGGGCACAGGGAGCGACCGAGGGACCGGCCCGAGCUCCGACACCCACUGAGCACCUGAGACACGUCAGAGCUGCCUGGCAGGAUGCGCGCAGGGCCCCGGCUCCCCCCUCGCCUGCUUGGCUGCCUGCUCCUCGCUGCCUGCCUGGGAGGGUGCCUGGGUGCCCCCCCGGCCCCCGCCCCUGCGCAGGGUGGGCGUGCAGCCUCCUGCCCCCAGAACUGGCACUUAUUCAGGGGCUACUGCUACGGGUACUUCACGGAGCGGCUGACGUGGGAGGAGGCCGAGGCUGAGUGCGAGCGCCACGGGCCCAUGGGGCACUUGGCCUCCAUCCACAGCAGCGGGGCCAGCCGCGUCCUGGCCACGUACGUGAAGAGCCACAGGGAUGGCGCCAACACGUGGAUCGGGCUCCGGGAUGAGGAGCACUCCCGGCAGUGGAAGUGGUCAGAUGGUUCCACCUUCAACUACAAGAGCUGGGACAGGGGACAACCCAACAAUCUCUGGGACAUAGAGGACUGUGUGGUGCUGGACCAGCUUUCGGGUUUCAAGCUGUGGCACGACUACCCCUGUGACAACAGGUUCCCCUUCCUGUGCCAGCACCGGCUCUGAGAGGCUGUGCCCUGGGAUGGGGGGACCCCGAGAACCUCCCCUGCUGCCUGCACCCCCUCGUGUACUCCCAACCCUGCACCCCCCCGUGUACCUCUAUGAACCCCCCCAUGCACCCAGUACCAAUAAAGCUCGUUCCCAGCACCCAG
This is a messenger RNA of Strigops habroptila (Kakapo), 777 nucleotides long. Its product is annotated as C-type lectin-like. Gene Ontology annotation, molecular function: signaling receptor activity. The record is from RefSeq and is a predicted model, not a curated record. Lineage: Eukaryota; Metazoa; Chordata; Aves; Psittaciformes; Psittacidae. The transcript has 6 exons. The coding region runs from base 110 to 631 and encodes 173 amino acids.